AUGAUACCAGCCUUUAAGGACCAUGCGCACGACAGCCUUAUUCCCGAGCUUCGAGCUCUUGCUUCUGAUGACCGAGUACCAUCUUCACCUGCGGUACAAGUCACUACACCUGAGCGUACCGGACAUUGGAGUAUCUAUGUCGAACUCUGGCUAGACCAAGGUUUCUAUCAUAAUGUUGAGCAUGGGAUUAGUCGUCAUGUAGAAGCUUUUGGAUUCCUCAGCACCCUCAAGCUUGCAGCGAUAUCAGGAGCGAUUGACCGUGUGGAAGACGAGAUUCACGACAUCGGAUCAAACCUCACUGAGUCUCAAGAUGUGAUUGCAUAUACCCAGAUGUUGUUGCGUUCGUGUGACUCUGAAGUUACUCUCCACCGACAGCUUUACAAAAGACAGCUCAAGAUUUCACUUAGAAAAUAUAAACACUUCAUGCGUACCCUUAACCAUUACCACAAGGUAAUCGCGAAUCUCAGGUCAAUCCAUUCCGAGGAGACCAAACGCACCUGCGAUGUCGAGGAUUCUCAAGCUGCUGGACCUGACACGCCUGAAUCAACCUGA
Melampsora larici-populina 98AG31 is the source of this 552-nucleotide messenger RNA. RefSeq lists its product as uncharacterized. Bases 1 to 552 code for a protein of 183 amino acids. The transcript is spliced from 2 exons. Lineage: Eukaryota; Fungi; Basidiomycota; Pucciniomycetes; Pucciniales; Melampsoraceae. The record is from RefSeq and is a predicted model, not a curated record.